Messenger RNA from Odobenus rosmarus divergens (Pacific walrus), 1408 nucleotides. RefSeq names its product kaptin (actin binding protein) (gene KPTN). Gene Ontology annotation, biological process: negative regulation of TORC1 signaling; actin filament organization; cellular response to amino acid starvation. Gene Ontology annotation, molecular function: actin filament binding. The transcript is spliced from 12 exons. Lineage: Eukaryota; Metazoa; Chordata; Mammalia; Carnivora; Odobenidae. Gene Ontology annotation, cellular component: actin cytoskeleton; lamellipodium; KICSTOR complex. The coding region runs from base 101 to 1408 and encodes 435 amino acids. The record is from RefSeq and is a predicted model, not a curated record.
CGUGCGGACACCCGGCGGUUCAGGUCGCUUCGGGAGCGGUGGUUGGGGUGGGGCAGGGCGGGCGGCGGGCGCUGCCAGGGGUGAGUGGUUGAGGGGCGUGAUGGGCGAGGCGGCCGUGGCCGCAGGGCCUUGCCCGCUGCGCGAGGAUAGCUUCACGCGCUUCUCGUCGCAGAGCAAUGUGUACGGGCUAGCGGGCGGCGCGGGCGGGCGCGGGGAGCUGCUGGCCGCCACCCUUAAAGGCAAGGUGCUGGGCUUCCGCUACCAAGACCUCCGACAGAAAAUCCGGCCCGUGGCCAAGGAGCUGCAGUUCAACUACAUUCCCGUGGACGCGGAGAUUGUCUCCAUCGACACCUUCAACAAGUCACCCCCAAAGCGGGGCCUGGUGGUGGGGAUCACGUUCAUCAAGGAUUCAGGGGACAAGGGCAGCCCCUUCCUGAACAUUUACUGCGACUACGAGCCUGGCUCUGAGUACAACCUUGACUCCAUAGCCCAGAGCUGCCUGAACCUGGAGCUUCAGUUCACUCCUUUCCAGCUGUGCCAUGCAGAGGUCCAGGUCGGGAAUCAACUGGAGACAGUGUUUCUCCUGAGUGGGAAUGACCCGGCCAUUCAUCUGUACAAGGAGAACGAGGGGCUGCAUCAGUUUGAAGAACAGCCCGUGGAAAACCUCUUCCCAGAGCUCACAAACCUGACCAGUAGCGUCCUCUGGCUUGACGUCCACAACCUUCCCGGCACGUCCCGGCGACUCUCCGCCCUCGGCUGUCAGAGUGGAUAUGUCCGAGUUGCCCACGUGGACCAGCGAAGCCAAGAGGUCCUGCAGACAUGGACGAUCCUGCAGGAUGGCCCCAUCUCCCGAGUGAUCGUGUUCAGCCUCUCGGCCCCCGAGGAGACCGGGGACCAGCCACAGCGGGAAGAGUACGGUGUGCUUGUAGCCAGCAUGUUGGAACCUGCAGUGGUGUAUCGGGACCUGCUGAGCCGGGGCCUCGAGGACCAGCUUCUCCUGCCCGGCAGUGACCAGUUUGACAGCGUCCUCUGUGGCCUGGUCACCGAUGUGGACCUGGAUGGGCGGCCCGAAGUCCUGGUGGCCACCUACGGGCAGGAGCUGCUCUGUUACAAGUACUUCGGCCCAGAGUCCGGGCUCCCUGAGGCUGAGCGCGGAUUCCGCCUGCUGUGGCAGCGAGGCUUCUCCAGCCCGCUGCUGGCCAUGGCGCACGUGGACCUGACCGGGGACGGGCUGCAGGAGCUCGCCGUGGUCUCCCUGAAGGGCGUGCACAUCCUGCAGCACAGCCUGGUCCAGGCAUCGGAGCUGGUCCUGACCCGCCUUCGGCAUCAAGUACAGCAGAGGAUACAUCAGUCGCAGAGGCCUGGGGACAGGGCUGGUCUGGGGCCCGCUGAGACCUCGGCCUCCUGA